Messenger RNA from Drosophila ficusphila, 3048 nucleotides. It is a transcript of the gene BTBD9, whose product is annotated as BTB/POZ domain-containing protein 9. Gene Ontology annotation, molecular function: protein binding. Bases 208 to 2469 code for a protein of 753 amino acids. The transcript is spliced from 4 exons. Gene Ontology annotation, biological process: circadian behavior; adult locomotory behavior; modulation of chemical synaptic transmission. Lineage: Eukaryota; Metazoa; Arthropoda; Insecta; Diptera; Drosophilidae. The record is from RefSeq and is a predicted model, not a curated record.
CACACCAAACCCAAUCAGAUUCUAUUUGGUCUCGAAACUCAAUUCAACCAGACGAGAAGCAUCGAUAUUAUCGAUACAUCGCUAUUAUCGAUGGUUUGACGCAGCAGCCGAGGCUUUAAUUGUUAACAUUUCUCUCUGGCACGCACCUCACACAACAUAAAUUUACGUGACGAGGGAACGAGCACAGCACACACACGUACAGCAAGGAUGAGCAGCCAGGGACAUCACAAGAUGCAGGGCUGCGGCGGACUGUCCGGCGGAAUGCAGAGCACGGCAUCCAGUGGCUCCGGCAAAAACAACGGCAGCGGCCAGGAGCAGGAAUUUACCGACGAGAUCGACCUAGGCGAUCGCUUCUCGGCGGACAUGGCCCGCCUGUGCAUGAACGAGCGGUACGCGGACGUGGAAUUCAUUGUUGAGGAGCAGCGGCUUCCCGCCCACCGCGUCGUCCUGGCCGCCCGCAGCGAAUACUUCCGGGCGCUGCUCUACGGCGGAAUGGCGGAAACCACCCAACGUCAAAUACCCCUAGAGGUGCCACUAGAUCCGUUCAAGGUCCUGCUGCGCUACAUCUACUCGGGCACACUGCUUCUUUCCACCCUGGACGAGGAUGCUGUCAUCGAUGUCCUGGGCAUGGCCAAUCAGUACGGCUUCCAGGACUUGGAACUGGCCAUCUCGAACUAUCUGCGCCAGUACCUCGCCCUCAACAAUGUUUGCAUGAUCCUUGAUGCAGCGCGACUCUACAACCUGGAGGAACUCACCCAAGUGUGCCUCAUGUUCAUGGACCGCAAUGCUGCCGAUCUACUGCAGCACGACUCCUUCAAAACGCUGUCAAAAGAAUCACUGGAGGAAGUGCUGCGUCGCGACUGCUUCUUCGCCCCCGAGGUGCAGAUCUUCCUGGCCGUGUGGAAGUGGAGUCGCUACAAUCCCAACGUCGACAUCAAAUCGGUGGUGAGCUUCGUGCGCCUGCCACUGAUGAACCUCGAGCACCUGCUGCAGGUGGUGCGUCCAUCGGGCAUUUUGGAGCCCGACAAGAUCCUCGACGCCAUCGACGAGCGGAGCACCUCAAAAACGCUGCCUUACCGGGCGGCCCUCUGGCCGGAGGAGAACGUGGCCACGGCCAAGUUCCUGUCCCGCUGCAUUCAGGGCGAGUGCCGCUCUGCCCUGCUCGACGGCGAUGUGACCACGUACGACAUGGAGCACGGCUACACGCGCCACUGCAUCACGGACAGCAACGAUGCGGGCAUUGUGGUCGAGCUGGGCACGCUCUGCAUGAUCAACCACAUCCGCAUGCUGCUCUGGGACAGCGAUAGCCGGGCGUACUCCUAUUUUGUCGAGGUGUCCGGCGACCAGCAGCACUGGGAGCGCGUGGUCGACUACAGCGACUACCACUGCCGCUCCUGGCAGUACCUUUACUUCGCGGCGCGGCCAGUGAGGUUCAUCCGCCUCGUGGGCACCCAGAACACUGUCAAUCGGGUAUUCCACGUGGUGGGACUGGAGGCUAUGCACACGGCCAAGGUGCCGCGGCUGGUCGAUCACUUCGUGGCGCCCAAGGCGAACGUGGCCACCAUCGAGAUGAGCGCCAUCGUGACGGACGGAGUGAGUCGCACCCGCAAUGCGCUGAUCAACGGGGAUUAUGUGCGGUACGACUGGGACUCGGGCUACACGUGCCACCAGUUGGGCAGCGGCGAGAUCGUCGUCCGUCUGGGGCAGCCUUAUCACGUGGGCUCCAUGCGCCUGCUGCUGUGGGACUGCGACGAUCGCACCUACAGCUUCUACAUCGAGACCUCGACGAACCGCAAGGACUGGCAGAUGGUGGUCGACCGACGCAACGACAAGGCGCGCUCCUGGCAGAACUUUCACUUCACCCCGCGCCCGGUGGUCUUCAUCCGCAUCGUGGGCACUCGCAACACGGCGAAUGAGAUCUUCCAUUGCGUUCACCUUGAAUGUCCGACGCAGGACAAGUUCUACCUGAAGAAGAUAGCCGACAUGGAAAAGGAGCAGCAGGAGAAGCAGAAGGAAAAGAAGCGCGACACGGACAAGGCAGUCAAGCCUGAAGACGACAAUAUUGCCUCCACCUCGGGCACAUCGAGGGCUGCCCUCGCCGAGAGUCCCUCCUGCUCCGGCGGCAGCCAAAGUGUCAUCAAGUCCAACCACUGGCCGCCACAGACGCAGUCUCCCAAAGCGGAGCCGACCAAGGAAAAGGCCGUGGCUGAAGUCGCCCCCUUGCCAGCUAUCUCCCCGUCCGCCUCGCCGUCAUUGCCGGCCCCUCUGACCCCGGCAGCCUCGCCCUCGCUGAAGCAGAAGGGCAGUGAGCCGGCAAAGAGCCCGGACGCCAGCCCCAGCACAAGUCCCAGUCCGAGCGGCAACCCAAGCCCGAGCCCCAGCCAAAGCCAAAGCAGGAGCAGAAGCCAGAGUGCCGAGGCUGAGCCAGUGCCACCGUUGGUGGAGCUGGACACGAAGGAUGCGCACUGAGAGAGGAGCCAGAACCAUAGCCAGCGUCGCUCCGAAUGAGAUGAUAUUUUGUACUUGAAAUACUCCUGUGGUCAAACUGUUAAUGCCGGCAGAGUUCGUAUCCUGUUAGUUGCGCUUAGUUGUAGUUUUGCAGGCCGUGCUGCUCUUGUUAUCUAGUCCUUCCCAGUGCCCCCCGUUUUGCGGGCCCCCAAGACAUUCGCAUCGCUAACCGUUUUUGCGUUAAUACCUUAAUACAUUUAUGUACAUGUGAGCAUAUGUAUGCAUGGUUUUGUUUUUGAUUGUGAUCCAGCGAAAUUCCUUUUGUUUGCAAGGCAGCAGAGUUAUUUAUUUAAGCAAUUACCACCUAAUUCUAUGCACAUACCUAUCGCGAUUUCCAUUGAGAUUUCCGAACAGCUGAACCAAAAUUGUAUACGAGGUCCGUUCACGGAUUGUCCAUGUCCUUAACCAAAUUUUUUCCAGUUGAUCCGCAACUCAUAGUCUAGGCUCCUUGAGCAGCCCAAAAAAAAGCUCUAUUUAUUAGGCAAAUUUUGUCAUAGUUUGUACUGCACCCAAAUAAAAGCUAACCAAAAAAAAAUCCAA